GGCCAGUUAGUUAAUGGGCAGGAGAUUGCUGUGAAAAGGCUUUCUAGAAGUUCUCAACAAGGGUCAGAGGAGUUCAGGAACGAAGUUAUAUUGAUUUCAAGGCUUCAACAUCGUAACCUUGUUAGAAUUUUGGGUUGUUGUACUCAAGGAGAUGAGAGGAUAUUAAUAUAUGAGUACUUGCCAAACAAAAGCCUAGAUUCAUUUCUUUUUGAUGAAACCAAACGAGCUUUACUUGAUUGGAAAAUACGUGUCCACAUCAUUGAAGGAAUUGCUCAAGGACUUCAAUACCUCCACAAGCACUCUAGAGUAAGAAUCAUUCACAAAGAUUUGAAAGCUAGCAACAUUUUAUUGGAUAAUGACAUGAAUCCAAAAAUAUCUGACUUUGGUACUGCAAGAAUAUUUGGAGACAAUGAAUCCCGGGCAAGCACAAAAAGAAUUGUUGGAACAUAUGGUUACAUGUCCCCUGAAUAUGCCUUGUAUGGUCGCUUUUCUAUGAAGUCUGACGUUUUUAGCUUUGGGGUCAUGAUGCUGGAGAUCAUAAGUGGGAAGAGAAACACAGAUUUUUAUAUGCCCGAUCGUGCUUCAAAUUUGUUGGGAUAUGCAUGGGAUUUGUGGAAAGAUGGAAGGGGUUUGGAGAUAAUGGAUCAUUCAUUAGUUGAAACAUGUUCAAUGAGUGAUAUUAUGCGAUACAUUCAAAUUGGUUUCUUGUGUGUUCAAGAAAGUGCAGUAGAUAGACCAACUAUUUCAACUGUUUUGUCUAUGCUUAGCAAUGAAAUGGUCGCUAUACUUGCUCCUAAGCAACCUGCUUUCUUUGCAAUUGUGAGUUUGAAUGAUGCCUAUACAGAUGAAAUUUCAAAACCUUGCUCUAUUAAUGAAGUCACAAUUUCAGAAGUAGUGUCUCGAUGACAUUUGUUCUUGUACAAUGGACAAUUCUCAUUAAAGAUACUUAUCAUUGUAAAACUUGAUAGACCAAUCGAUAAUAGAUGUUAAAGAUGAAAUGAUUCAAUGACAUGUUGUGGUUAGUUGCUAAUAA
Messenger RNA from Camellia sinensis, 1033 nucleotides. NCBI's taxonomy places the organism in Eukaryota, Viridiplantae, Streptophyta, Magnoliopsida, Ericales, Theaceae. The record is from RefSeq and is a predicted model, not a curated record.